This is a messenger RNA of Fraxinus pennsylvanica, 1218 nucleotides long. Lineage: Eukaryota; Viridiplantae; Streptophyta; Magnoliopsida; Lamiales; Oleaceae. The record is from the annotation of a GenBank genome assembly.
AUGGCGACAACUUUUCCUUCUACCUCAGUGCAAUCUCCCCGCAAUUCCUUUACUCCAUUCAAACCCUACAAACCUUCUUUUAUCUGGGCCCCCAGAAGAUUUUCUCGAUUCAUCAUCCCGUCAUUUCAAACUCAACUGCCACUAUCACCACUCUGUUCCUCCAAUGACACCACCGCGGCCACGGCGGAAGACGAAAUGCCAAAAAACGUAGAGGCAAUGAGCACUGAUGUUCUUCGACGCUUUAUUAAUCUCAAUUUAGGCAACUGGAUUGGCUCUUUCCAUCAAUUUGAUUGUCAUGGGAAUUUGCUGCAUAAAAUUAGUACAAAGCUUGCGGUGGGCUCUUAUGGUGAAGAUGAACUUCUCAGUUUAAUUCAAACGUUAUACAUCAAACAACCUCCAAUUGAAGAUGGUUAUGAGCCAGAGUGGUUUGAGUACAAAAUUAAGGAAACUAACAUGUUCACUGUGGACAAAUAUCAACAGAUAGGUUUCUUUUCCAAAGAGAAGGCUUUUGCUUUGAGGUAUCAGACAGCCGGAAUGUUGGAGACUGUGUUAAGACAAGGGGUCCUAGGUGAAGAUGAUAUUGGAGAAGAAUCACCCAAAAACUUAAAGCUACCUUCUCGCCGGCCUUCUCUUGUGUGUGAAAACUGUCUUUAUUCCUUAGAGAAAAAUAUGCGAGUAAGAGCAUUUCAUAUCAUGGAUCCAAGAGGCAUUCUAGAUACGCUUCUCGUAUUCCUUGAAGAAAGAGGCAGCAAAGUGCUUGUUCAUCCUUCCUUCGACAAUUCUAAUGACAUGGACAGGAUUAAUCCCUUUUUGGGUACAUGGAAAGGUCAUUCUAGAACGAAGCGCAGUGGCGUUUACGGAGCUACAAUAGCUGAAGCAGAUACAAUAGCUGUACUCAAAAUCAAUGAGGAUGGUCAGCUCAUUCAGGAUAUUACAUCUACAUCAGACAGAAGCAAUGUUACCACUAACGUACAUUGGACAGGAUCCAUGUCCAACAACUUGGUCACAUUCGACGGUGGCUUUCAGCUGACUUUAUUACCCGGGGGCAUGUACUUGGGGUGCCCUUCUGAUGUAGCGAAGAGUGUGCAAGAAUCCAAGUCGUUCCAUUUGGAGUUUUGUUGGGUAGAGUCACCUGGCAAGAGACAGAGAUUGGUGCGGACGUACGAUGUAGAAGGCUUAGCUGUCUCGUCUACGUAUUUCUAUGAGACCAAACUAUGA